Molecule: messenger RNA, 3770 nt
Organism: Bombina bombina (fire-bellied toad)
Lineage: Eukaryota; Metazoa; Chordata; Amphibia; Anura; Bombinatoridae
Gene: ITGB3
Product: integrin subunit beta 3
Exons: 15
Coding region: 54-2399 (781 amino acids)
Biological process (GO): cell adhesion mediated by integrin; integrin-mediated signaling pathway; cell-matrix adhesion
Cellular component (GO): focal adhesion; integrin complex; cell surface
Molecular function (GO): integrin binding; fibrinogen binding; fibronectin binding
Source: RefSeq, a predicted model, not a curated record
UGUCUGACAGCUCUUGUUUCGCUGUUCUGGAGAGAGAGAAUAAGCUGGGCACGAUGAAAGCUGCAUGCUGGGCAUAUAUAUUGCUGCUCCUUGGUAUUACUGGAACUUGUGCUGCCAGUAUCUGCUCCACGCGAGGUGUGACUUCUUGCCAGCAAUGUCUGUCUAUCAGUCCACUAUGUGCCUGGUGUGCACAAGAGGAUUUUGGGAAAGGAGCUCCACGUUGUGACCUCAUGUCAACUCUGAAAACCACCUGCAAUCCCGAAUACAUUGAAUAUCCCACCAGUGAUAUUUUUAUAAAAGAAAAACGUCAACUAAGUGAUAAGGGGACACACUCCCAAGAGAUCACUCAAAUGAGUCCUCAGAAGAUAGAGCUGUUUUUGAGACCAGACGAUACCAAGGUUUUUACAGUGCAGGUGAGACAAGUAGAGGACUAUCCUGUUGACAUCUACUAUCUGAUGGAUCUCUCCAACUCUAUGAAGGAUGAUUUGAAAAAGUUACAGACACUGGGAACAGACCUGGCAGAAAAAAUGCGUAGAGUAACCAGCAACUUACGCAUUGGUUUUGGUGCUUUCGUAGACAAGCCCAUGUCACCUUACACAUUCAUGUCACCUCCUGAAGUCAUUAGUAACCCCUGCCUGCAAAUUGGUUCAGUUUGCUUGCCCACUUUCGGAUAUAAGCAUGUAUUGGGUCUUACAGAUAAAAUGAAUGAGUUUAAUGAAAACGUUCAGAAACAACAAGUCUCUAGGAACCGUGAUGCUCCAGAAGGAGGAUUUGAUGCAAUUCUGCAGGCUGCUGUGUGCGAUGAAAAGAUUGGCUGGAGGAAUGAGUCUUCACAUUUGUUGGUGUUCACCACGGAUGCUUGGACCCAUGUUGCACUUGAUGGGCGCUUGGCUGGUAUUGUCAAACCCAAUGAUGGGCAGUGCCACCUUGGAUCUGAUAAUCUGUACUCAGAAUCCACCACCCAAGAUUACCCAUCCCUUGGUUUAAUGACAGAAAAGUUAUCCCAGAAGAACAUUAAUUUAGUGUUUGCUGUCACUGAGUCAGUGAAGGAACUUUACAAGAAAUACGGUGAACUGAUCCCUGGAACCACAGUGGGAACCUUAUCUAAUGACUCCAGCAAUGUUAUCCAACUCAUUGUGGAUUCUUAUGAGAAGAUCCGCUCUAGGGUGGAGCUUGAAGUCCGAGAUCUGCCUGAGGAGCUGUCCCUUUCAUUUAAUGCUUCCUGCACUAACAAUGAAGUGACCCCGGGCCUAAAGACCUGUUCUGGUCUUAGUAUUGGAGACACAGUGAGCUUCUCAAUUGAGGCCAAAGCACGUAGUUGUCCAGCCCAGCGGACAAAGACUUUCACAAUAAAACCAGUUGGAUUUAAGGAUACCCUAAGUGUCACUGUGACAUUCCUAUGUGACUGCCACUGUCAGAUUGAUGACAUCCCUAGAAGUGACAUGUGUAACUUUGGAAAUGGAACCUUUAGCUGUGGAACCUGUUUGUGCUACCCUGGUUGGUUAGGACCUCACUGUGAGUGCUCAGAGGCGGAAUACAGCCCCUCACAACAGGACCGUUGCAGUCCAAAGGAGGGAGUAGCUCCCUGCCAUCGCAGGGGUGAAUGCGUGUGUGGACAAUGUGUGUGUCAUUCUUAUGACUUUGGCAAGGUCUGGGGACAAUACUGUGAAUGUGAUGACUUUUCUUGUCAACGCUACAAGGGAGAGAUGUGCUCAGGGCACGGUCAAUGUAACUGUGGUGACUGCAUCUGUGAGUCAGAUUGGACAGGAGAUUACUGCAACUGUACAACUCGGACAGAUACCUGCAUGUCAAGCAGUGGCCUGCUGUGUAGUGGGCGUGGGCAGUGCAUAUGUGGGAAGUGUGACUGCACCCAACCUGGCUCGUAUGGUGACACCUGUGAGAAAUGCCCUACCUGCCCCGAUUCUUGCACCAUUAAAAAAGGCUGCGUGGAGUGUAAGAAGUUUAAUCGUGGCCCCUGGUUUGAGGAUUCUUCUUGCAGCCGGAUUUGCCGUGAUAUUAUUGAGUCUGUAGAUGAGCUGGGAGACAAAGACAAGAAUGCUGUAAACUGCACUUAUAAGGAUGAAAAUGACUGUGUAGUCCGAUUCCAGUAUCAUGAGGACUCAAGCGGCAAAUCUGUGUUAUACGUCAUUAAUGAGGCUGAGUGCCCACAAGGACCUGACAUCCUAUUGGUUCUCAUGUCAGUCAUGGCUGCCAUAUUGGUUGUGGGGUUGGUGGCACUGCUCAUCUGGAAGCUACUGAUAACCAUUCAUGACAGACGAGAAUUUGCAAAAUUUGAAGAGGAGAGAGCAAAGGCCAAGUGGGACACGGCGCAUAAUCCUCUCUAUAAAGGAGCCACUUCAACAUUCACCAAUAUAACUUACCGCGGGAACAAUGAGUAAUGACAAGAUUAACCUGGGAAUGCUCUGCCAAUGCUCCCACUACCUCCACAUUUUAUAAAACUUUUUAGCCAUGCCCACUGUGAAAGGGGUGGAGUUGCAAUGCACACAUGCUACCACCAAUCAGGUUUAUGGGCUUGAGCCUUAUUGUAUUGCCUUAUAUUUAAGAACCUCAUGCUCCAGCAGCCCUAAUAUUUAGUAUUCUCUCUGCUUUGUAAGUGAAGACAGAAUGCAAGCAUUUGUUGCAGCACAGGAGAUUCAGAUUAUAAACCCCAUAAUUAAAUUUUUAAUUAUACCAUCUCUAAAGGGGCAGACACCAUGCUCCAUAGUUCUGUCUGUGUCACAAGACGGGAGGAAGGAUAGAAUCUUUGUAACCUGAAGUGGCAUCAGCUGGGACCAAGGAUGUUAUGAUAUUCUAUCAUAUACUUCUGAACACCUGCAACUGAAAGGCGGCACACAAAAGAGCCUAUAUAGCUACUUGAAGUGUAUAUCACCCUCUGCUGCCUGACAGUAAAAUACAACGCAGUGGCAACACUCUGUACAAGGCACCACUUUAUUUACUGCUUUACAAGAUCAGUACUACUGGUAAUCAGAAUACUCAGCUCCCCAAUAGGUACAUAUUGGUAAAUUUUUUUUUUUAGAAAAGCUAAAUAAGUGUUUUCCUGUAAAAUCACCAUUACAAUCUAUGGGAUUUUUUUUAUAUACAGGUAUGUCCACCAAGUAUUGGGAGCAUGUCCUCAAAUAAGACCAGCCUGUGCCUACAAAUUACACUUUUUAUCUACAUGCUACUGUCCUUCACAGCCUAGCUGAUACUCUAUCUUGUUUUAUAUAAUUCUACCUUAAGAACUGUUACUAUCUGAGAAUUAAUUUACAAUCUCAGUUAAUACAUUUUUCCACAUUCUCACCACACCACCCAAGGAAUGAUCCCAUUUAGCUUUACAAAUUUUAGGUGUCACUGUAAGCAAAAUGUUACUGUAAUGUAUAAACAAUUUUUAUAUUUACAUGUUGUAAGAAACAUGUUGCGGGGCAGGUGUCUUUUAUUGGUUUCUGCUGCCCUCUGGUGGAUUUUCACUAAAACGUAUCACCACUUUAAAUUGUGUAUAUUCAGGUGUAAAUGUUAUUAUGUUUGUUUAGACAGUUUGCUGGGGUGAUGUGGUUUUGCGGGGAAAAAAUAUUUUGCUUAAAAAAAAAGAUAUUUUUUUAAAUAAGUGUUUUACUUUUCAUUUAGAAUAGUGAAUUCUAGGCACUUCUUUAUAUAAUUCUAGCAUAGCUAGGAUUUAUCUGCCAACAUAAAUGACGAAAUGUAAGAACAGACAGUCAUUCCCGAAAAUGUUGUAGAAGUGUUAUCAGUAAAACAUAAGGAAAGAAAAUUGA